UGCUUUUUUUUUUUUGUAAUUUUUUUUUCCAUGUGUUCACUUCCGGGUCCGGCGCCGAUCCGGAUGCCCGAGGCCGAAGGAUGUUUGACCUCCGGAUAAGCGAGGCGCCUCUGUGCAUUCAUUGCCGGCUGCAUCGGAGGCUCCAGCGGCGGCCCGGGCGGCGACUGUCCGGCCAGCGGCGGCGGUAGGAGGCACCGGCAGGAGUCCGCGCUGCGCUCCCUCCCUCGCUGCGCGGCUCGCUUUCCUCCUCCGGCCGCCUCCGCCGCGGCUGACGGACCGACCGAGGCAGGCCGGCCGGGGGCGCCGCCCGCACCACCCCGCGGCUCGUGGCCGCGCCUCUGAGGUAAAAGCCCCGGUCGGCGCGGCCGCUGCUCUGAGCUCUCUGUCAAGAAUCACUUCAUUCAAAAGAUCCCUUGGAAGACAUGUUUUGCUGAGAGGACAACUGUUCGGAUUCUCACGGAUGGGAUGAACACGCCCCAGUUAGCUGCCCACCUGCCGCGACCUGAAUGGUAGCGUUGCCCACCUGGUGCAGCGCCCAGUGAUGGACCUGCUCUCACCAGACCCCAUUUCAGUGUGCUGGUCUUGAUUAAAGAAUUCAAAGUGGAGUACCGCAAACUUGAUAUGGAUAAUAAAAAGAAAGACAAGGACAAAGUGGAUGACAGGAUGGCACGGCCCAGUGGCCGAUCAGGACACAGUGCUCGAGGAACUGGCUCUUCCUCUGGAGUUUUAAUGGUUGGACCUAACUUUAGAGUUGGAAAGAAAAUCGGAUGUGGCAAUUUUGGAGAACUACGAUUAGGGAAAAAUUUAUAUACAAAUGAAUAUGUGGCAAUUAAACUGGAGCCCAUGAAAUCCAGAGCGCCACAGCUGCAUUUGGAGUACAGGUUCUACAAGCAGUUAGGAUCUGGAGAUGGUAUACCUCAAGUUUACUACUUUGGCCCUUGUGGUAAAUACAAUGCCAUGGUGCUGGAACUCCUGGGGCCCAGUUUAGAGGACCUGUUUGACUUGUGCGACAGGACGUUUUCCUUGAAGACGGUUCUCAUGAUAGCCAUCCAGCUGAUUUCUCGUAUGGAAUAUGUCCAUUCAAAGAACUUGAUCUACAGAGAUGUAAAACCUGAGAACUUCUUAAUAGGACGACCAGGAAACAAAACGCAACAAGUUAUUCAUAUUAUAGAUUUUGGUUUGGCAAAAGAAUAUAUUGAUCCAGAGACAAAGAAGCAUAUACCAUACAGAGAACACAAAAGCCUUACGGGAACAGCAAGAUACAUGAGCAUAAACACGCACUUAGGAAAAGAACAAAGUAGAAGAGACGAUUUAGAAGCUCUGGGCCACAUGUUCAUGUAUUUUCUAAGAGGCAGUCUUCCUUGGCAAGGCUUAAAGGCUGACACGUUGAAAGAAAGGUACCAGAAGAUUGGAGACACAAAGCGAGCCACACCGAUAGAAGCACUGUGUGACAAUUUCCCAGAAGAAAUGGCAACAUAUCUUCGUUAUGUAAGAAGGCUAGACUUCUUUGAAAAGCCAGACUAUGACUACUUAAGAAAGCUUUUUACUGAUUUGUUUGAUCGAAAAGGAUACAUGUUUGAUUAUGAAUAUGACUGGAUUGGUAAACAGCUGCCUACUCCAGUGGGUGCAGUCCAGCAAGAUCCUGCUCUGUCAUCCAACAGAGAAGCACAUCAGCACAGAGACAAGAUGCCGCAAUCCAAAAACCAGGUUGUAAGUUCCACAAAUGGAGAGUUAAAUACAGAUGACCCGACUGCAGGUCGUUCAAAUGCACCCAUCACGGCCCCUACGGAAGUAGAAGUGAUGGAUGAAACCAACUGCCAGAAAGUGUUGAACAUGUGGUGCUGCUGCUUUUUCAAGCGAAGGAAAAGGAAAACCAUUCAGCGCCACAAGUGACGGGACGCCGCCGACGGGCGUUGUUUGAGCCCCUGCCCGCGUGGCCGCUCCCUCGGCCCUGCCCACGUGUGUGCGAGACUCGCUCUUAGGAACACGAGCGUUGUACUUUCAUACUUCACUUUGUGGUUGUCUUACAUUCAUAUUUUUUUCCUAAUUUUUAUGGAAGCUUUAAAGUUUUGUCAAAAUAUGAGUGCUUUGCCCAUCGAGGAGCGGCACGGACCAGUGAGGUGGUGUUGAGAAGUACAGCUGGGUAGGGCACUCUCCACGAGCCCCUCUGCCGUAGAGCGCAGUGCGGGAGCUGAUGUGUUGGCCAGGCGUGUGCCCGAGCAGGGUUUCUGUGACUUCUGUCAGAGUGUAGACUCCCAGGAAUUUUCAUCCCUGCAGUGGGGAAAGUAGAGGACGGCCAAGUUGCCCAAAUAUUUCAAAGACGUUGUUCCUCAAGAAGUUCUGUGUGACAUCUGCGUUGAUCUCAGUAUUACUGAUGGUACUGUCCUUCGUGGGUCACCCUAGCAUUCUCUGUGAAAUCAUGGUACAGUCAUGCCCAGAGGUACGGAGGAAAGCGCUCUGGGGCUUGGCGGGCGGCAGCACGGAUGCCACGGGCCACGGCUGUGGGGCUCUUCUUCCAUUCCCCUGGGGGAAGAUCAGUGGCACAGAAGGGGCGGAAUCGCUGAUUUUUUUAAAAAGCGAGAUAUUUGUAAAAAUGUAACUUUAUGCUUCCAGAUAACAGUGUGUGUUAGACAGCAAGCAGUGAAUACUUUGGGAAGUGAUACAUGUUGGAGUUAAAAUACACUAAGGAGAAGAAGCAGGCGGGAGGUGCCGCUCUGCGGAGGGCCUGGCCGCCUCCGCUGGGUGGCGCCCUUCUCCCUUGCGCAGGAAACGUGGCUGGGCCGUGCGCUGGUGUCUGUUUCUUCGUUAUUUUGCUCUUUGAUACAAAGGCCCCCAGCAAUAAAAACUGGGUCACUCUAUUGCCCUCUGUCCACAUUAGUCUCUUGUGUUCCACUCUGUCGAUUGUCUGGAGCGCUGUACUCUGGCGUGGUUUACGAUGGAAGAACCCGUGGGAGAGAACGAGGCAGGUGCUUUGCCUCCUUGGUCUUCUGCAGUCUCUUGAAGUGCCUGCGUGUGAACAGUGACAGUUCUGUGAAGAAGGAAGCCCAUUCCAUUUGUCACCCAUGCUUUGUUUCAAGCCAUAAGGACACAGGUGUGCUUUUGUCACGUGUCUGCUAGCCGGCGUUUUCGAGAAGAGUUGAGGCGGCAAGCCUGGCUGGGACGAAGAUUGUGUGGCUCGUUCUCUGUGCACCCUUCAUUUCCGGAGUGUCGCUUGGUCUGUCUCUCAGUGCAUGCCUCCAGGUGUGCUUAUUUAUUUUUAUUGUCUCAAGGUAACAUUUAAAAUGUGUAUUAAAGUAAAAUAAAUCCACUGUUUUUACUUUACUAUUACAUUUACAUGGGUUUAAUUAUACUUUGUAAUUUAUUUUUUCUUAUUAGCCAAAAGUUCAGUGUGUUGUUUUUGAAGAAUUAGGCACUGUUCUCAAAUCAGGGGGGUGUUUGUCAUUGUUGCUCUGAAGCCUAGGAACGCCCUUUUCUUGGUUUCAAAGGCCUAUGCUCAGCUUUGGAGACACGUGCCAUGUAGUUCGGGUUCCAGUUGCAUCCUGCUUAUCUACGGUCAGGAUACCUUAAGCUACAGGCGCUGUACACUGAGUUUUUAAUUUUUGUUUGCUUGGAGCAAGGUAGAUGGAUGUUUUGGCCAUUAUAAUGUGAAACCACUUCUUUCUUUACAGUAUUUGACCAAAUUUGUGUGUCUAUGAUAUUUGUAAAUACCUGCGAAAUGUGUAUUUCUUAUCAUAAGCCUAUUUAGUUUUAUCUCAGUAGGGUUUUUUGGACUGUACAGUGUUUAUAUGAUCUGAACUCCUUAUACAUAAGAAGGUGUGUAUAUUAAUCCAAUUAUGGACUUAAAAUAUUUUAAAAGUAUAAAUACCCUUAUUUGCUGCAAUGACCAGUGUGUAGACAUUUGCUUUCUAGCAAUAUUUUUAAGUGCUCCAUUUUAAUGCCAAGGAAUAUGUCUUUUGGCAAUACAAACUGGUCAGUAAUAGGUAAUGCAGGUUUGUUCAGGUUAAGCCGACGAUGUUCUGCAUUUUUAUGCUUCUUUUCUGUCAACACUAAUGAAGUCAACAUUGCCUGAAUGUCUGAAUAAUGAAACACAUCCCCGUUGAAAAGUAUGUAACUGAAAAAACAAAAAGAAAUAAAAAAUAAAGGUAGUUUUUUUAAACUUG
Molecule: messenger RNA, 4160 nt
Organism: Ochotona curzoniae (black-lipped pika)
Lineage: Eukaryota; Metazoa; Chordata; Mammalia; Lagomorpha; Ochotonidae
Gene: CSNK1G3
Product: casein kinase 1 gamma 3
Exons: 13
Coding region: 622-1893 (423 amino acids)
Biological process (GO): positive regulation of canonical Wnt signaling pathway; peptidyl-serine phosphorylation; signal transduction
Cellular component (GO): plasma membrane; cytoplasm; nucleus
Molecular function (GO): protein serine/threonine kinase activity; ATP binding
Source: RefSeq, a predicted model, not a curated record